Blastomyces dermatitidis ER-3 is the source of this 2507-nucleotide messenger RNA. Its product is annotated as beta-1,3-glucanosyltransferase 3. Lineage: Eukaryota; Fungi; Ascomycota; Eurotiomycetes; Onygenales; Ajellomycetaceae. The transcript is spliced from 5 exons. Gene Ontology annotation, molecular function: 1,3-beta-glucanosyltransferase activity. Gene Ontology annotation, biological process: fungal-type cell wall (1->3)-beta-D-glucan biosynthetic process. The coding region runs from base 445 to 2019 and encodes 524 amino acids. Gene Ontology annotation, cellular component: fungal-type cell wall; cytoplasm. The record is from RefSeq and is a predicted model, not a curated record.
ACCAUCCAAAUCUGUAGCCAACCAUGGACCAUUGCCGAGUCUAUCGCUAAAAAGUGGCUGACAUAAUCCCCCUGUUCUCCCGCUCUUCUUCUCCCCCUUGCUUCUUCUCCUUUGUUCAACGUCGCCCAACUUCCCAUCUGCUGUCUCUUUUCCUCUUCUUCUUCCUUUUCUUCUUCCUUUUCUCGCUCAUUCCUUCCAGUCUCUCGUUAGGACCCUAUGUCCACCUGACUCCUUCUUUUUCUAUCUCUCGCUCUUUUUGUUUCGCUCUUCUUCAAUACUCUCUCUUGAAUAUCCCCCUUUUACCAACUGUAAUAUCCUUCACUCCCCAUUGUCGCACACACACGCACUCGCGCAACUCGCAUUUAACCCUAGCCCAACUUAGUUUUAACCUUUGUAUAACUAUUAAUUACCUUACAUAUUCGUUGUUGAUUUCAUCCUCCCGCCAUGAAGUUCUCCUCCGUCAUCGCGGGCGCCGCUCUUGCGGGUUCGGCCUUCGCUGCUGAGCUGGACCCCAUUGUCAUCAAGGGCUCCAAAUUCUUCUAUAAAUCUAGCGGCGAGCAAUUUUUCAUGCGCGGUGUUGCAUACCAACAGGAAAUCUCCAGCAAUGGCACUACCAAUAAAACUGGCUAUAAAGACCCCCUUGCCAAUGUCGAGAAUUGCAAACGCGACAUUCCACUCCUCCAAGAACUAGAGACAAAUAUCAUCAGAGUCUACGCGAUCGAUCCCAAGGCGGACCACACCGAGUGCAUGGAAAUGCUCCAGGAAGCCGGCAUCUACGUGGUCGCUGACCUGUCUGAGCCCAGAACCUCGAUCAACCGUGAUGAUCCUAAGUGGGACAUCGAACUUUACAACCGCUACACUGCCGUCGUAGACGUGCUUGCCCCUUACUCAAACGUCAUGGGCUUCUUCGCCGGCAACGAGGUUUCAAACAACAAGUCCAACACUGACGCUAGUGCCUUCGUCAAGGCUGCCGUUCGCGACACCAAGGCCUAUAUCAAGCAGAAUGGUUACCGCUCCAUUGGUGUCGGUUACGCUACCAACGACGAUGCCGAUAUCCGCGAUGAUAUGGCUGAUUACUUCAACUGCGGCAGCAAAGAGGAGUCUAUUGACUUCUGGGGUUACAACAUCUACUCGUGGUGCGGUGACUCUAGCUUCAAAGAGUCUGGCUACGAUAAGGUUGUCAAGGAGUUCUCCUCCUACUCUGUCCCCGUCUUCUUCGCUGAGUAUGGCUGCAACGAAGUCCGCCCACGCAAGUUUACCGAUGUCGCUGCGAUGUACGGCCCUCAGAUGACACCCGUCAUCAGUGGAGGUAUCGUGUACAUGUAUUUCCAAGAGGCUAACAACUACGGUUUGGUCGACCUCAAGGGUGACAAGGUCACACGCCGUGUUGAUUUCAAGAACCUGAAGGAACAAAUUACCAAGGUCGACCCCAAGGGUGUCAAGAUGAGCGAGUACAAAGCCGAGUACACUGAACUCUCUGAGUGCCCCGGGACCAGCAGCGCAUGGAAAUCCCACCCGUCUCUCCCCCCCGUCCCCAACCAGGAACUCUGCGCCUGCAUGGUCAAAUCCCUCUCCUGCGUCGCCAAGAAGUCCAUCGACGACGAAGAUCUCGGUGACAAAUUCGGCACCGUGUGCGGUCUUGGCGAGGAUGUCUGCGCCGGCAUCGCCCACGAUACUGAAGAUGGUGUAUUCGGCGCAUACAGCAUGUGCGACCCACGCGACCAGCUCUCGUUUGCCUAUGACACCUACUACAAGCAACAAGGUCAAGCCGAUAGCGCCUGUGAUUUCGACGGUGCCGCGCAGCUGCAGAGUGCGAAGGAGCCAUCGGGCACCUGUGAUGACUUGAUAAAGCAGGCUGGCCCGGAUGGGAAAGGAACUGUUACCUCUGGACAACCUGGUUCGUCCCCCUCAUCUGCUGCUUUUACGACUACUAUUCCCGCGUUCAAUAUGGGAUUAAUUAGCGUGGGUGCUUAUGUUGUCUGUGGUGUUUUGGCCGGCCUUGGAAUCGUGUUGAUGUAAAGAAUUUCCCCCCCCUUUCAUUCUUUUUUUUUUUUUGUCUGUAUUGUGCUGCGGUAGCUGGCUUGCUCUCUUUGGAAUAAGAAUUGCGGAGAGAAUUUCUUUAAACAUUACAUACCUCACAUACAUACACAUGCCUCUUCCUCCUUCCCUUUUGACCUGUGAUAUUUGGUGCGGUUAGCCUUUUCUUAUUAUUCCCUUUCAUGAGUGCUCUUUUUGGAAUUGCAAAGGUACUUUUGCCUCAUAUUUUUCCCCUCUCUCUUUCGCUUAAUAGUUCCCGUUUGUAUAUCCCUCUUAAUUGAUAUUUGUAGUCUUUACGUCUUACCUUUUAUUGAUAUAUUGUUAUUUCGAAAUUCAUACGGAUUAGUUGGUUACAUGGUUUACACGUCUGCUGGUCCCUCUUGCUCAUCCUGUCAAGUGAAAAGUAAAUUUUUAAGAAAAUAUUAUUCCAUGGAUUACCGUUCAUGGCCUACAUACAGAUAUAAAACAGG